This is a messenger RNA of Podarcis lilfordi (Lilford's wall lizard), 18448 nucleotides long. Lineage: Eukaryota; Metazoa; Chordata; Lepidosauria; Squamata; Lacertidae. The record is from the annotation of a GenBank genome assembly.
AUGUCCAUCCGGAUAAGACGAGCCACUGGGGUGUCUGCAGCUGUUUUGAGUCCUGUGGCAUUGUGGGGUGGGGGAAGAAGAGGUUUGGUCUUGGCUACUGUCAAAUUAUGCUGCCUUCUGGGAGCAUUUGCUGUAAAUGUUAAUUAUUAAAUUAUAUUUUCUGAAGAACUCUAAAAGAUCCUUGGAACAGAGCUGGGGACAAGGGUCUCUGUUGGACCUUCUGGGGGAUUUUCAGAUAUUUGAAUACUGGGGUGCAAGGUUGGGGGAAAUCACCAUUCAUAAACACAGCCACUUGAAAGUUGGUAUAAUAUCCGUAUCUGAGCAUGCUUGAGCCUGGAUUAGGGUCGAUCUACUCUUUGCGGUUGGUAUUUGCAUGCAGCCAGGUGUCACACUUAGGACCAGAUGGCAACCAGAUUCUCUUAUCAGCACCCCUGCCUCUGUUUUCUUGAGACCAGCACCAUCCACACCCCUGGAUCCAACCUAGGGAUCAAACCUGUUACACUCACAGAACCUUUGCCACCCUGGUGCCCUUCAGUUGUUCUGGACUACAACUCCCAUCAGCCCCAGUCAGCCAGCCAUGCUGACUGGUAGGAGUUGCAGGGAAUGAACACACUGUAUGAUAAUGUGCAUUCAGUGAUGGAUGCAGGCACCGUUUUGGGAGUGCUGUACACACAGCAGCAUCCUCAUGCUGCCCCAGAGUCACACGAUUUGUCCAUCUAAAGCGAGUUCUGAUGGAAUGGUUAUAAUCCAUUUGGUGCCAAGAACGCACUUCUCAAGUGAUUGCUGCACAUAUGUGGAUACAGAGAGCGCUUUAUCUGAUCACAUCCUAGUGAGGUAGACCUACUGACAUUGCAGGGCUGUGCCGCUCCCCCUCACCAUGUUUAACUUGUCUGUGGAUGAAUUAGGCAAAAUAGGAAGUAGGACAAUAACUUAGCUGCCUUGGUAUAUCAAUAUAUAUUCUCUGUAUAACGACACAGUUUGCAGCACCCCCUCCCUCAUAUGACUAUGAUUUGUUUUUUCUUUAAAAAAAAAACUUCUGUAGAAGCACUACUUGAGGAAAGGGAAACAGAGAACAUUGUUGCACACUAGUUUGAAAAUGUGCCCACUUGUGUGUACAGACAGCAUAGGUAGUCUUGCCACUUCAGAUGACAUUAGCAACUGUGUUUAGCAUAGCAACUCAGAGUAUUUAAAGGUGGAGGCGCUGCCUCCUAGAUCAUAGAAUUGUAAAGUUGGAAAGAACCACAAGGUCAUAUCUUGGCAACCCAAGAAGGCAGCAUUUUGAGAUUUGGGCAGGAUGUCCACAUUUGCUCACAGGUGUCAGUCUUCACAUUAUAUUCUGUUCCAUUUUAUGCUGUGAGUCACUAAGAAUGAGCUUCAGCUUGUCCUCUCAUGAGCAAGCAUGCCAAUCUCUGUCUGUACAAUAAGAAUUAGGGAAAUGCUCAUGCCUAGAGACACUCCAUGUCCAGUUAAACAACCCCGCAACACUUGUUCAUUGAGCAGAAAGUACCCAACUGAUUUAAAUCAAGUGGGAUGGGGUAGAAAUGGAACCCUUGCACUGCAAAAUGAAACAGUCCCCUGUUCUGGCUUGUACAGUCGUACUGUGGUUUUCGAACAGCUUAGUUCUUGAACGUUUUGGCUUCCGAACGCCGCAUACCUGGAAGUGACUGUUCCAGUGUGCGAACUAUUUUUGGAAGCCAAACGUUCCUGCAGCCAAUCAGAAGCCGCAGUUGGGUUUCCAAACGUUUUGGAAGUUGAAUGGACUUCUGGAACGGAUUCCAUUCAACUUCCAAGGUACGACUGUAUUUGAUUCCUAGAAUGCAGGCAUAGUAAUCUGAGCAAGCUGUAGGAUUUUUCCUGUGAUUCACAUCAUGGUGUCCAGUAAGCAGCCUUUGGGCACAUUACCUUGGUAUCCACCCAUCUCAGCCCUUUAUUUAGAGAGGCUCAUGCAACUCUCUGUCGUGACUUGCUCCAACCCGCAAAAUGGGCUCUUCCUCAGGUCUUUACUUGCUUGGCUUCUACUGCAGAAUUUGAGAAAUGGCAGCAAUGUCUGCCCUUGAUCCAGAGCCCUUUGAAACCAUAAACAGGGUUACUGCCUCCCUGCAGCUCUGUGCCCACUUGAUAGCCAUACAACACUUUGUGUUCAAUUACUGUAAAAACAGCAACUGAGAAAUUUAUUACUAGUCGGAACAGCCCUUUUGGAAAAUCCAUUAUCAGCCCCCUUCUGCAAUUCUGCUGUUGCUUGUGCAAGACCCAUAUCUUAGCACAGUGUGUGGACCCUUAUGGGAAUCACUUGGUUUAUCUCAAUAUAGAACUGAAUAAGCAAGAGAGCAAUGCCAGGAAAAAAUAGCCUUUAUGUCUUUGUUUAGACAAGUAUUGGAUGUCAUAGCAAUGCCCUUAAAUAGUCCACAGUUGGAACCCAAGGGAAAUCUCUAAUUUGUUUCCCCAAAGACACAGAGUGCCCAUCUCAGGCCACCUUCGAUCGCUCCCCUUGCAAAACACAUUCUUUCCACUUGGGCUCAACUUUUGUCAAAUGAAAAUAUUCCAAUCGAUUGAUUCAAAUUAUUUUUAAAACAAUAGGAGGUCAUCACAAUCUAGGAUAAAACAAAGGGAAAUAAAUACAACAAAUGUCAUAAGCCAUCACAGUGUAAAACAAUAACCUGAGAGAGGGGAUGUCAAUAUAAUACAACCAAUGUGAUAAACAAUUUUAAAAAAUCAUAAUUAGUACAAAGCAACUCAAUUAAAACUUGGUGGUAAGAGUGCCAUUUUAAGUGCUGGCUUAACUCCACCCCAGCCGAUUAGUUGCCUAGAUUUAAGUUUCUAUCACGUUAGUUUCAAAUUUUGAUUUGUAGUUAACUAUUGGCCGUAAUGAAACAUAUAAAAAUAAAAUAGAACUAAUGAUGACAACCAAGCUGUUUCAAAUAUAGCUGGUAAAAGAUAGCUUGUGUCUUGGCUAAUGCUUCUAAAAGAGAUGGCCACUCUUCUCAGUAUUGUAAUAGUCUUGUAAUGGUAAAAAGGUAAAGGACCCCUGAGAGUUAAGUCCAGUCGCGAACGACUCUGGGGUUGCAGCGCUCAUCUCGCUUUACUGGCCAAGGGAGCUGACGUUUGUCUGCAGACAGUUUUUCUGGGUCAUGUGGCCAGCAUGACUAAACUGCUACCAGCGCACAGAAACACUGUUUACCUUCCCACUUGCACUUUGACGUGCUUUCGAACUGCUAGGUGGGCAGAAGCUGGGACCGAGCAAUGGGAGCUCACCCCGUCACGGGGAUUCGAACCUCCGACCUUCCGAUCGGUAAGCCCUAGGCUCAGUGGUUUAGACCACAGCGCCACCCACGUCCCAGUCUUGUAAUAAGUACCUAGCUAUUUCUGUCUGAUUGCUUUUAUCUGAUGGUGCAGAGAGUAAAUGGGAACCAUAUUGUUGUAGGCCACCCCAAUCUCUGAGCAGUGUGAGAUUCCAGGGGUUUCAGGCACCUACCCAGGGUUAGUGUUUCCUUUUGGAGUGAGGCACAGCAGAGACUAUAGUGUCUUUAGGAUAUGUGGUUUAUUAAUGCAUAUAUACAACCUCAGCCUGUGAUAGAGGGGUUAACAGCAUUAAUACCCCAAAGUGUAUUGUUUCUCCCAUAGUCACAGCCCUGGAUUCAAACAGAUGUCAAACAUUGCUCUCUGACCCUCUCUCCAGCUUGCUGCUUUACUUCUAGGUCACAUUAAUCCUACCUCUGCUCCAAACUCUGGCUUUUUUUCUGGUGAGACUCAUUUGCCAUCUCACACCGAGCCCCUUAAUGGUUUAUCACCCAGGCUAUCACUUCACCAGGAAGCUAGCUUGGCUAUUCCACCAAUUAGAAGCCUUGAUUAAAUUCUAACACUUGCUGGAUCCAGGGAUCAGAGGGGUCUGGCACACAUCUUAACACCCCAAACUCAUAACAAUAUGCAUUCACUGUUAUUGCAAUGUGUAUAUUUUUGCUUCGUUUCAUUGGUGGAAGAGAACUUUGCUGUUAUGCCAAAGUCUUCACAAUAAAUAUACAUUUUGAGAUACGACUUUAUGGAAGACCUGAAAGAAGUCCACCAUAUGGCAGUCAGAGAAGGAGAGGUGCCAGACAUGACAGGCACCAAGGGAGAAAAAGAAGCCAUUUAAGGAAGCAGGAGAGGGCUGAUAUUACCAAUUACAAUAAAACAGAUAGUUGAAAAUAGGCCAGCUACCAUGAAACACAGUUUAAAACACAACCAAGCCUAGAAAACUUCGAUAAAAUCUGGCAAUGGUACAUAUAAUAAAGCAUUUCAGUUAAAAGUGAGAGAAAACACAAACUACUUUGAAGUUCUCUUUAAAACCAGAAGUAAUGGGAGUCAGCUGUAUUACCCCUCUUGGGAAGAGAUUCCAUAGGAUUCCACCACCAUGACUUGCCUGGAAGGGAGACAGAGGAAUCAAAGAUAAAGGCAAGGCUGUCUGUCCCUGAUCAAGAGGAUGGAUGGUGGUGUCAGUGGAGAUGGAGUAUGUACUAGGAGAGGAAGGCUUGUGGGGGGAAAGAUAAGAAGUCUAGCCUUGACUAUGCUGAGACUGAGACAGCAAUAAAACAUCGCACUAUCAGACAAGCAGCUGUAGAUAUAGGACUGGAUGGAGACACAACGUUCUGAGGUGAAGCUGGAUAUCAUUAUUGUAUAGAUGGUACUGAAAUCCCAUAAAAUUUGAUGCACUAUUUUUACAUUUAUACCUCCUCCUUUCCUCUGAGGAACUCAAGAUGGUGGGCCUGGUUCUCCUAUUUUGUCCUCAUAACAACCCUGUGAGGCAGGUUACACUGAGGUUGCUUCCAGACCUUUGCUAUUUCCAGGUGGGAUUCAACCACAUGCCAGCAAAUCAAGGCUGCCCAAUUAAAAUUGAUUUGGAGCCCUUGCACAACAAAGCCACUUCCCAAAAGAUCUGACUUCUCGCGAUAAGGAAAGUGUGGGUCAACACUUGCAUGAAGCAGCAUCUCCUUACCUCAAGAUCACCUAGUGAGUUCUGUGGGUGUUUGAAUUUGGUCCUAGCCUGAACCUCUAGCCACUAGGCCACACUGCUUCUUGAUGAGGUCACCCAGAGAGUGUAAGGCAGUAAUGGGGGGGUGCUGUUGUCCUCAACAUCUUGCUGGAGCCCCUCUUCCAUCAGUCGCAGCCAGCAUGCCCAGUGGUCAGAGAUGAUGGGCGUUUUAGUCCAACAACAUCUGGAAAGUCACAGGUGGGGGGGGAGGCUGAGGAGUUUCCUGAGAACCCUAAGCAGCGCUGAGAAGGGUAUACAGCGCAGGAUCUGCAAUGGGAAGUAGCGCCUUGUAGCUGCUUGCCACCAGUGAAGCCACAGUACCAGUGCUACCGUUAGGCCAACUAGGCAGCCUUCUGGGGCGCAGACCUCAGUUUUUGUUAUAUCUUAUAAAGUUUUGAUAAUAUUUUACUUUUAUUUUAUAUUUUGAAGAAUCUUACCGUUCCUACGAUAAACCUGUUUUUUGAAAAUUUGAACUUAGCAAAUUUUGGAGGGCGGAGUUAUUAACUAGGGCCUUGCCUGGGGUGCAAAACAGCCUGGCAGUGCACGAACCUAGGGAGCUGCUCCCCCAAAGAAAUCAGCGAACCUAGAGCACGGGAAAGCCCUGCCUUGCCUUUCCAGGGGCGGGGCGCGCCCAGGUGCACAACCUGCCUCCCUCUCCCUCUGCGCCCAAUCGCUGCAAGGCAAUCCUGCCUUCGCCCCGCCCCAUUUCAAAGGACGUGGUUGGCUGAGCGGGCGCAGCCGACGCCCAAGAUCUUCGCAGAAGUUUAGUUCCGGCUGAGUUUGCGCCUCUCCGCCCCCUGCGCCAGGUGAGGCGACAGCAAGUUCCAAGGCAGCCUCGCCAGGCGCCUCGACUCAGUCCCGGAGGAGGAGGAAGAGGAGGAGGAGCUCCUGGCCCCGCCCCGUCCCGGGCGGAGUCGCCGCGGCUGCUGACAUGUUUCCCCGGGACGGAGUCACGCGCGCUUUUCCUCGGGGCUGCUUUCGUGGAGCCCCUUCGGGACAGGAUCGCCCAGCAGCCUGCGCGGUUCCCGCCGGCUGCGUCUGAUUCCGGGGAACCGCCUUGCUCGCCGGCGACUUGCCUGCAAGGGGGUCUCUGGAGCGGGGAAGGUAGGACUGUCGGCGCGGGCCCGGAGGCGCCCCCUCGCCUUCCGUGGGGGGCGGGGAGGGCGAUCUCCGUGGGAUCUUGGCACUUCGCAGCCAACGGGGCUUCCUCCCCCUCGCUUGCUCCCGCUUCCAUUUCCUGCAGCGAACAGUGGACCUGCCUGAAUUUCCUCUUUCUACCCCAAGUUUGGGCGGAAAAUGGUUUCGUUUCGUUGCACCUGGCCCUUGGGAAGGGAGCCUUGGAUCAGGCCCGGGUAGCCCACGACGAUUACUUAAGAGAGCUUCCUUUCUUUUACGCCGCCCCGCUACUAAAGUAACCCAGUUUUCCGUCCAAAGUAAGAGCAGCCCUUGUUUUACACGCUGCAUUUUACUCAGCUUGCAGUCCACCCCAUCUGCAACAAAACAUGUCUCUACUGUAUGGGAUUUUACAGCCACAACAGGCGCUGUAACUCUCCAAUGGUUUGACUCUGCCCCCAAAGGCACACUCCUCCAUUGUCUCUGGAGACAAAUGGAUGCCAAAAAAAGUUGGUUCAGUGCUUUUGGAUGGUCAUCUUGUCCCUUUUAUAUUUAUCUUUAAUUUAUGCAAUACAAAAUAGGGAAGAAAAUUCUACCAUUUCAUACUUGCAGACAAUUAAAUACAAACACAGUUGUUCCAAUUGCCCAAUAGCACAAGGAUGCCUGUGGGUUUGUGAGCAGUAGGGGAGAUGCACGCUAUUGGAAAUUAAGCCUCCAAGCUCAUCUAUUGUCAGGGGGGGACAAGGAGUGUUUGUCAAAGGCAAGGAAACCAGGACAUGUAUUUCUCUGGUGUGGGGAAUGGUUCCAGUGUCUCCUGUGCAGUGAUAACCCUCAGCUUUUACAAAGGAGCUUGCAAGCCUAUGUUGUGUUCCUCAUCUGCCUCCUUCCCCCACUUUCCAAAAAGGUCACCUCCAGACUGUCAGAAUUUUGUAGGACGGAUUCACAUGCAUACUGAAAAUGCAUCAUAGGACUGAGCUGAGCAAAAUGGACUCUCCUCCCUCUGUUAACUCUAAAUUUGUUCUGGUGUUCCCUCUAGUCCUCUAGAGCAGGUCUGGGGACAGGGUGGGGAAUCCCAUUGUGCUAGUGUUAAUCUUUGUGCCAGUGCAAUUAUUUAGUUGAAUACCAGCUUGGGUUGACAUUUGGACCAGGAAGCUAAGGAGGGGCCUUGUACCAGGGGCCUAGGUGAUGCAUUAAUACAUAUAUUUAUUUGCAGAUGAAGUGUGUGCUGAUUACUAGUGAGGUGGCAGAGGUCCUGUUCUACUGGGCUGACCCAGAAUUCAUGGCGAUUCUGCACCAGCGCUUUGGGGGCCAUGAUCAAGGUGGUGGUGAGGUGAGAUUUAAAGGGAUGGAGGGAAACAGACCAGAGUAAAUGGAUGCAGGGCAAAAAUGACAUUGCUGGCAUUGCGUUCAGCGCUUGAGAAAGAUGUUCUGCAAAGUUCCUGGAGUGAUGGGGGAAAGUGUACUGGAGGUGGAAGUGUGUAUGCUUAUAAAAGCUUUGGGGCUUGUCUGAACAGGAUCAGGUUAUUUUUCCCUGUUCUGGUUUUGCUUUCGUAUUUCCUUUUUUUAUUUUAAAAAUGAAUGCUAUGUUUUAAUUGUUUUCAACAGUACACUGCCCAGAAAACCCAAGUUCUUAGAUAGCUAAUGGAUAUGAUAUAUAGAUAUGUAGCUGGGAGGCAACUGGGUUAUGGCCUGUCCAUGGGUGUCCAUGCAUAUGCGCAUGGGAUGUGGCGGGACUUGGCAGGGCACAGUGACGGCUGCUUUUCCCUCUUUUUCUUUCCACAGGCCCCCGCUCUGGAAGACAGCAUCAACACAUUGUUUGCCCCCAUGAUCAUCUCCUGCACAACACUGCUAGAGAAACUAGGGGACACAUACACUUGCUUCUCCUCUGAAAAUGACGAACACCUCUAUGUGUUACAUAUGGUAACCGAAUGGGCCACGUGCUUAGAAAUGUAUAGACGUUGAUGGGAAUUUAGUGGACAGACUAAGUCACCUUGAGACAUUCAUUAGCAGUGGAGGGUGGAGGCUAGCCAAUGCAGCUACAUGAGGCCUCCCAUAUUAUUUAAAUUGGGGUGGGUGGGUGUCAUCCAAGCACCUUUUCUUUGUUCCUGCAGUCACAGGUAGGUUGUCUUCUUUGGCGAUCACUCAUAGCUGAGUAAGAUUGUCUUCCAUGAACACUGUCUUUAACAGUGAGUCCGUAAGUGGCUGUGGAGGCCAGUUCUGGAUCCACACAUCCUUCCACAGUGGGGACAUAGGUUUCUGGAUGGGAGCUGAUACAGUGAGGGUUUGCCAAGCGUGCCUUCCUCUUAGUGAAUUUCUCCCUUUUUUUCCUGAGUUUGAGUGUCUUCCAAGUCCAUGACACCUUUGGUAAAAGCUGUUCUCCAUUUGGAGUGCUCUCAGGCCAGUGUUUCCCAGUUGUUGCUGUUUAUACUACAUUUUUUUAAGAUUUGCCUUGAGUCGUUAAACCUCUUUUGUUGACAACCAGCAUUGCGCUUUCCAUUUUUCAGCUCAGAAUAGAGUAGUUGUUUUGGAAGACAAUAAUCAGGCAUCGCACCCGAACAAUAUGACAUUGCGCAGAUCUGUUUUAUUUAAACGAACACCAAAGGGGACUUUAGAUAUUUCCAUGAUCAUUUUACAUCUGUGUUCAUCUUCCUUGUAAUGACUGAGAUAGCAAUCCCCUUGCUGCUUCUACAGUUUGGUGAGUGCCUGUACAUUGCUGUGAACGGCGAUGGCUCCGAGAGUGAGGAUGACUUGCGCCGUAAGCUGUACGUGCUCAGGAGACUGGCUGAAGCUCACUUUGGACUAGUCACGCUCGACAGCCACCUCUUCCGCAGAGAGUGAGUUACCGUGCCAAAGCGGGGAUUUCCUUGCUUCCUUGCUUCCUUUAUUGUGAUGAGCUUGUUUUCCUCCAUCCCUGGAUGGGAUGUUUUGUUCACAGCAUAUGGGACCUGCUUUCCAUGUGGUCUUCUCAGGCCCCUGUAACACUAAAGUCCCAGUGUGCUGAGCCACAGGAAAGCAGCUUCUCCUUGGUGCUGUUCCACACAGCUGGCACAUGUGAGACUAGUUUGUAUGGAAGUGUCAUACUUCCUGGGCACAUAACCUCCUGGUGCAUGAAGGAAAGGGAAGCCUUAACGCGACAACCUUGCCCAUGUGAGAGCAGUAUUCUUGGAACACUGAGCAGUAGCUGCAUGGGCUGUCACCAUAGUGCAAAUUAUGGUUUAUAUGCACAUGAAAAGAGCCUGAGGCAGCACAGCCUGCCUUCCCUAUAAUUUGCAGCAAAGUAGGAUCUGUUUGGGGGUUUGAGUGCAACAAUGCCUAUGUCUGGGGAUGGUUACACAGGUGAGAUAAGACCAAGGAGAGAUGAAUUGUAUGGCCUCUCUGCUCCACAGGCAGGUAGCUGACUUUGCCCUGGGUGCAAUCUGAAGAUUAUGAAUGUAGCCCGAAGAAGUUAUCUUUGAUUUGACUCUGUAGAAAUAAAUUCUCCGCAUAAGUUUUAAAGCCUUAUUUGCAGAAACCUUCUUUAAACUUUACAAAAGCAAUAAAAGAUACAUUGUCUCAGUUAUACAUUUCUAGUAUUACAUACACUGGUCGCAGCAUAAGGCUCAAUCUUUGCCAAAAAAAAGAAUCCUCUCUGUUUUCCAGCUUGCUGCAUUUUGAUUGAUGUUCAGGGAGAUCUGUGUGGGCUUGAAAAACUACUCGUGCUGUGUGUGGGCUACUUCAUAAGUAAACACUUUGAGACUUUGUCCCCAAAAAACAUAAAACUGAACUCACCCCAUUUUUGCAGUGGAAAAAUACAAACCUUCAGCUGUGUGUUCAUUCUUCACAGUAACUUGAAUACAAUAGGACAAUUAUGCACCAUUUUAUGUAACAUUAAAUGAUUUUAACACAAUCUGUAAGUUUGAGGAUUUCUGUCUCUGCCCUGGCCUCCACUGAUUUUGUGGGUUCUUGCUUUGUAGGCUGCGCCCAGGGGAUUCUGAGCAGCGGGCUCACAUUUGGGGACUGUUCCAGAGCCUCCUUCAGACCCAUCACCAGCUCCGCCAGGAUGACCAAAGCUUUGCUGUGGAGGUAAAGUGGACUGGGGCAGUCGAAAAGUGGUGGUUGGAAUGAAGCCAGGGAUGCAGUUGUUCUACUGGGCAGCCUAGGAUGGAUGGAGCAAGCCAGGAUACGUGUGUGUUGCUCCCUAGAACAGGGAUGAGGCACCUUUUCCAACACACAAACAUUGAGCCAGAAGCAAAAGAACAUCGAGCAAUGGCUGUGUCUCUUACCAUUGUCUACUAGGCUACAUUCCAGGCAUGCAAAAACCAGAGGCUACAACACACACCCUCAACACCUCUGCAUCCAGGGAAGCAAGAUGCAUUAUCAGUAUUAAAUUGAAUUUUUGAUCUCUAUCCCACCCUUCCUCCCUAAGAAGCCCAGGAUGAGGAGGGGUGUGCUUUUGGAAGAGUCCUGGAGGCCAGAUAAAGGGCCUCCCAGGCCUGGGUUCCCUACCCCUGAAGUGGGUAGCAGGUAAUGCAUGUCCUUAAUCUGCGUAGACUGAUGGAGCUGGGGAAGUGGGCUUUUCAUGUUGUGUGCCUCACGAUAAUUGCUGCCUGGGCUCUGCGUAAGGGACCAUACACCCCAGGGCUGGAAGGGAAGACCUUGUGCUGCAAACCUGUUCCUCUGCGCCACCCUCUUUAGGCCGUGGAGCGACUGAUCCACCCUCAGCUGUGUGAGCAGUGCAUUGAAUUCCUGGAGCGCCAGGUCGUGCAGCACAUCAAUGGCAGCCCAGAGCGUGCUGGGCACGAAGUUGUGCAUGCCUUCCUGCUUGUGCACACCAAGCUCCUUGCCUUUUACUCCAGGUAAACCCCCACUUCCUCUCUGCAGUCUCCUCAUCCUCCCCUGAGGCACGUCCUGCUCAUGCCAGCCCAGCAUCUUCCACUGUGCCCGUUGCCUCCUUUGGCACCCCGCACCUCUGCUUCAGUGCCAGCCAGGCCACCCUGGGCCUCUGGUUGUCUCUAGAAGGAUACCUCCCACCUUCCGAUAUGUGGCUCCCCUAACAGAUGGCCGUGUCUUCACCUCUUCUCUUUUACCUGCCUCCUAGCCGGAAUGCCAGCUCUCUGCGGCCUGCUGACUUGCUCACGCUCCUCCUGAUUGUGCAAGAUCUGUAUCCCAGCAGCGCUUCUGAGGAGCUGCCAGCCUCCCAGGUACCUGCCCAGGUGGGGAAGGAGACACAUUCAUAACAAGGGGCUCUGUGUUUGUGGAGAUUCCUCUUUGGGAUUUUCUCAGACAAUGACCUUGAGCUGGACUGAGCUGUGUGGAGUUGGGCGUAAGUGAGAUUCUGGGAGCUUGGUGGUACUUUACUGUCACAGAGCUGUCUUCCAAGUGAAUUGCACUUGCCUCUGCAAUACAUGCAGAAUUUUUAGGAUGUGGCUACAGGCUUUGGUAAAAGGUUUAAAUUGUGUUUUAUGCAUUUCGAGGGGUGUAUUGACCUAUGCUUUAUCAGGCUACUGUAACUAGAUUUUGCAUUUGGAUGGGUUUUUUAAAAAUGUAUAUUAUAUUUGGUGUGUAAGCCACCUUGGGAGGGCUAUGACCUAAGUGGCAAGCUUAAAAUAUUUAAAUGAAAAUUAAUUAAAUCUAAACAGGAGCUGGGAUGGGUACCCUGGAUUAAUAGUAAUAGUAGUAAUAUUUGCAUUUAUACCCCACCCAUCUGGCUGGGUUGCCCCAGCUACUCUGGGCGGCUUCCAACACAAAAACAUAAUAAAACAUCAAACAUUAAUUAAUCUGUUCCAAUAUAAAAGUCACAAUAACUUUAAAAUAAAUAAAUCAUAUCAAACAAAGCAGCAUUCAUUAAGAGCUGUUGCGCUGUGUGAAGUCUGUCUAGAUGCCUGAACAGCUAAAUGUCACAGAGAAUCAUUGUGGAUUAAUCAUUAGAGACCACAGAGGCCCAGUCCAAAUUCCCACUAAAUGAAUUUGGUCCAGUUUCUUAUAUGCCACUUUGAGCUCCUUGAAGGAAGGCCUCAAUAGGCCUCUUAACCACCGCUUUAAUUUCCCAUAAUGUUCUGGUCUGACACUGAGUCCAGAGCAUUGUGGGAAAUAAUACAAUGGAUCGGCACAGGUUCCUUGUUCAUUUGUAGGAGGUCCUCAAACACUUCUUUAAAGAAACAAUUCAGAUCUGGAAAAUUUCAGAUUUGUAAAAUUUCAUGGAGCUCAGUGUUUGCAAAUUGUUUGCUGCCAUUUUAUUUUAAUGUUAGUAUUUUUCAUGAUAACGUUUCGUGCUGCUUUAUUAGAAACGUGCUAUUUCAUAGUAUUAGAAAUGAGACUCUAAGCUGCCUUGUGAGGAGAGGGACACUAUCAAAGGCAAGAUUUUUAUUAAUAAAUGGGCAGGAAGGAGCAUGGCCUACAUUGGUGGGUGAGUCCUGGCAGCUGUCCAAAGAUGGCUAAGCCUGUCUCUUUCAGUUCUCAGAGGACGAGCCAAGUCUCCAGAGGCUCCAUAGCAGUGAAAACAUCCCAAUGAACAGCUCUUCCCAAGAACAGGUAAGUAUCAGCUGGGCUUUGGGCCUCCCAUCCCAAAGGCCCAACCCUGGGUCCUUGGAAUUUGUGGUUGAUCAGGAGUUGGGUUGUAGGCUUAGCUUUAAAACCUGAGGGAAGCAGGGGAGACUAGGAUGUUGCUGUGGAAAAUGAUAUGCGAUUCAUUAUUUGCUAGGAAUGGUGAAACCCCCAUCAUUGUCCUUCUGGGAUCCCAUGGUGGAACCUAUUUUGGCAGAUGGGGAGGGAGCCAUCCUGGGCUCGUGCUGAGUCUGUUCCCUCCCACACCCUCCCUUACGCCCUCCCUCAGGUAGCAGAUGAUCUCUCUAUGCCCGAGGAGUUCUACACCCCCAAGGCUUCCCCUAGCCAACAGAGCACAGGUGAGUUUGGGGUCAGUGCGGAGGAGUAUGAGAAGCGACUGUGGUCUCCUGUAGAUGUGGGGAGAGCUGUCAGAAUGCAAAGAAAGAAAGAAAGAAAGAAAGAAAGUGACUUGCACGUCAGCUGGCUUGACUGAGUGGUGACUGCGUGGAAAUCUGAUUUCCCCCUCCCUGUUUUGGAAAGGGGCAUUGCCCCACUGCUUGGCUGACACUCAGAAGGUGUGCAAGUGUGGCUCUAAAAGCAAUUUCCUAUAGCGCCUGCCAAGGGAUGGGGUUAAGCGUAGGUGCUGCCCCAGCUAGGAGGUACCUGGAUCAAAAUGAUGUUCUGAGUCUUUUGUUAGUUGCUGUUGGCAGCCACCUUAACUGUUCCCACCUGUGGUGCUGGGGGUAUCUGGUGUCUCUUCUCUCUGUUGCCUGAAGGAAGCACAGCCUGGGCUGAUGGUGUGGACUUUCAGGGUGAGGGGGAGACGAAUUCUGCUGACAUCCAGGUAUGUGCUUGGGCUUGGGAUCACAGCUCUGGAUUUUUCUGCUGGGCCUCCCUUUCUGCUCUCUCCAUUUCCACUUUACAUUCUCUUCUGGGUCUGUCUGGGGUUUUUUUGUUUUGUUUUUGGCCACCUGUACUUCUCUUGUAGCCAAAUCAUAUGAUCAGUUUUUUUCACCACCCACAUAGCUUUUUGUGAUCGUCAGCCUUGCAGCUUGUGGUUAUGUCCCCCACAAAUGGGGAAAUGAACGGAAGCAGCUUUCUCAGAAUUGUGCAAAGCACCACAUGUGAUGAGAAACGGCAGCAAAGAAACUCCGAUAAUGAAAGCUGGACAAAGAGGAUCCAUUCCACAAGGAUUUUAGGGCAGCAGGCAUUAGGGAUCCCUUAUGAUCACAUUUCCCAGUUUGCUUGAUAGAGGUGUUGCUUUCUUUCUGUAUACUUAGAUGUUUCUAUACUUUCUAUACUUCCCAGUACUGUGAAAUCUGGGACAACCUUCCCCACCACCUGAACCAUUAACAUACCAUAAAUGCAACCGUCAUGGUGUCAUUAAGAUUGCAUAUAAAGCUCACCGAAGCACAUUGUAGUAAAGUUAACAUUCCCUAUGCUGGCAGACCAGGGUGUCUGUGCGUGGAUGACCUUGGGGCUUAAAUGAGGGGAGAAGAAUGGGCAAGAGAGCCUUUAGAGAUCUCCUGGCCUUGCAGGGAAAGGGUUGGAACAGCAUCCCCUCAGUUGCCCUCUUCCCCACCCCCAAAAAAUGCAGAUGGGAAAAACUGGCAGGGGAACUGGUCUAUGCAUUCAUACUGCCCCACAAUUACCAGCAGCAUGCGGAUGGGAGCAGUUAGCCAACCGGGAUUGGGAGCUAGGCAUGUCCUGUUUUUCAUGCCUGUAGUCCCUAAUCCCACUCCCUACCUCAGCCAGGAUCCCAUCAACAGUGAAGGGGGCUCUCCCCUUCCAGCUGAAGGGAUCCUGGUGGUGGUUGAGGGCAAGUAGGAAUGGAAUUGAGCUCUGAGGCUGCAUGUUCUUUGAACCCAGGACCAUAAGCCUGUGACCCUUCAGAUGUUGGGAUACAGACUGCUGACACGGGCUGAUGGGGAGUGGAAGUCCAAGGACAUAGAAUCAUAGAAUCAUAGAGUUGGAAGAGACCACAAGGGCCAUCGAGUCCAACCCCCUGCCAAGCAGGAAACACCAUCAGAGCACUCCUGACAUAUGGUUGUCAAGCCUCUGCUUAAAGACCUCCAAAGAAGGAGACUCCACCACACUCCUUGGCAGCAAAUUCCACUGUCGAACAGCUCUUACUGUCAGGAAGUUCUUCCUAAUGUUUAGGUGGAAUCUUCUUUCUUGUAGUUUGGAUCCAUCUGGAAGGCCACAGGUUUCCUCGCCCCUGCUUUAAACUAGGUGGGGCACUGUCCCGCCUUGGCUUAAAGGAUGAUGGGGGGUGAGGUGGGUGGACUAAUUUGACUCUGGAGGCCUCUUUUGCUCUGAGCUCCUUUUCCCUCCCCACUUCCUUCGCCUGUGGAAUUGAGUCGCUCUGCUUGUUUCCUAGAAUUGGCACUAGAUGGAGCUAUUGCUUCACUUUCCUGUUAAAGGAGCAGCCGUUUAGUUCCUAAAAUUGUGGAAAACUGAGUCCUUGAGGAACUUCACCCAAGAAUGCUCUAUGUCCGGUCAGACAGAUCCCAAUUCUGUGACAACAGCAUGCUAAUCUUUUCCCCAGAUGGCUGAGGAUUCGCUGCAGUUUCUGGCGCCUCCAGCGCCAGAGGCUACCAAUCCGCGGAGAAUUUUCCUGGACGCCAACUUGAAGGAAGGCUAUUGCCCCAUGAUGCCCCACAUGAUGUACUGCCUGCCUCUCUGGCCAGGAAUCUCGCUGGUGCUCCUCACUAAGGUGAGCCAGCUCUCCUGAGAGGUGUUUAUGAUGCCCAGCCUGCCUGGAUCUCACUGAAUGUCCCCUCUGCCUCGCAGAGCCCCAGUUCCCACGUGGCACAUUCCAUCUACCAGCUGCUGGAUGGAUUUCUGGUGCUGGAGAAGAAGCUGAAAGACGGGCAGGAGAUCAGGCCUCACCUGCGCUCUCAGCCGGUCCUCGUGGAACUCCGGCAUCGGAUGGACAACUUUGUCAGGAGGUUGGGUGGGCAAGAGCCACAGGUGAGAUUUGGCCAAUUUACAUAGGAGCUGCCCAGGCACAAGGGUGCUGGAGUUGAGCACCCUUUCCCAGAACACACUGCUAAGAGGGGCUGAGUGAUGUAGUGUCUAGUGGGGCAGAGCUGGGCAGGCAUGAACAGGCCUGAGCUAUGGGUGAGUUCCCAUUUACAGGAGUAGGAAAGACAACAGAAUUGCUGGGUAAGAGCAGACCCUGCAAAGAGAUGAAAUGGUGCUGCACCUAGGAGCACAUCCCUCUCUCUCUCUCUCUCAGUUGCAGAAUACCUGGCUGGAAUUCAAGAACAGAGCUUUCUCUCGGAACGAGACUGGGAGUUCCUGCGAGUGAGUUGCUGGUCGGGCUGGGCUGAAGUGAGGGAGAUUAGAAUACAGGGUUGGGAUAGGAUUUUGGGGGUAGCAUCCUGGGGACCAGUUACUAUACCUUGGCCUCAUCUGAGGAUAAAAUGGAAAGGUGGCAAUGCUGCAGCCAUGCGUGGUCCCUUCACGGAUGCAAAUGUAGUGAUGAAAAGGAUGAAUGGAGGUCUAUGAGGCUUAAGGGCUCUUUGGACUGUGAGUGUUGCAGUCCUGGGACAAGGAAGCAGCUGGCUGGACAUGCUGUGAGGAAAGGAGAACGUUCCUGCUCUUGCUGGAUCUGAGCAAUGAACAGACUCCUUUGCUGUCAUAUUUUGAUUUGUGGGGUGUGUGCGCGCUUGCAUGCCGCAGCAAUUCUCUUUCAACAGCUGUGAGACACGGUUGCAGACAAAUCUGGAAGAGCAAAAAAUACGAGGUAAAAAUAGGAACCAAUUUACAGAACAAACCAUUGUAUAGCACUCCUGGGACUGUACCACUUACGAAUGUGUGUUUGAAGCUCCCCUGUGUGUGCACAAUCAAGCAAAGCUUCCUCUGCACAUAGUGAAGAGCGCAUGAGGGAGAAGGCUUGGGUUCAAACCCUCCUCCUCCUUCCAGACAUGCAAUAGACUACCGUGUGCUGAGUUCAAACUUCAUCAGGGGCCAAAGGAGGCCUGGCUGGUAGCUGAAGGGGGAAGAUUUGGCAUGCAUUUGGAAAAGGAGCUGGAGGGACAGGGGAAGAGAAAAAGAUUCCGAUUGAAUAGAGUGGGGAGAAAUGGCCGAAAGGACCAGUCUGGUCUUUUCACCUAUUGAUUUGUACCUGGGACACUAAUGGAGUUACCAGCUGAAUGGAUUUAACAGUUCUUGCAGCUUGGGGAAAAUGUUAACAAUACCACGUUAACCUCUAUAGGUUAACGAAGAUGAUGUAUUGACAGAGACUGCGUACAAAUGAAACACAGUUUGAACUCUGGGGCCAUUCCUACUGCUUUCUUCUUAAAAGAAGCAAUUUUCUCUGCAUGACUGUUGCAGAAUACUCCCUUUAGACAGGUGUUCUGUGGUGGGCGUGUCCUGCAACAUGUUCUUGACAGCAGUCCUAGUGCACUGGUGGUGAGUUUCUUCUGCAAUGCUUCCCUAAUGCUACCACAUUAUUGCUGUCCAGAGCAGCUGUAGCACAACAAAAAGGGGGGGGGCAACCGAACUCCAGAACAUUUGUGUUUUGAAAUGUUGCAGGAUUUCAGCAGGAAUCUGUGGAAUCUGCGCUCAUUGGAAAUGAAGCCAUGUGACACACACACACACACACACCAAUAGCAUAAUGUGCACAAAUAAUCGUGAACGCACAAAAAAGGGACAUGGGGGGUGAUCCUGAAUGCCCUUCAUAGGUGACAAAAUUCAGAUAAUGCUUCUGGCUUGCCUGGAUGGGGGGCAGAGGUGGGUGUGAAAACUAGCAUUUCUGUACAGAGGUAAAUUUUGCAUUUGUUGCUCUGGCCCCACCAUCGCUCCUGCCAUGUGGCCCCUGGGAAGGGAAUGUGGCCCUCAAUCUGAAACAAGUCCCCCCACUGCUUCAGAGGCACACUGAUCUCUCUUUGGCGCAGGCUUCUGCAGGCCUUCUGCCGCAUCCGGAGGCAGCUGUGUGCCGUGUAUCGGCAGCUCUUUCUUGGAUCCUCUGGUACGCAGGGCCUGCCGCAGAACUUGCUGGACCAGGUGCAGCAGCUGACGCGGUGAGUGGGAUGGAGCGCAGUGGCAAAACCACACGGGAAAGGGUGGCGGUGGCAUAUCUGAACUUGUACGCAUUUGAGAGUUUGCACCUCAUGCUGGAUAUCCCGUAAGGCAGUAUUGGUCUGUUGUUGGACUACAGCUCCCAUCAUCCUUGGCCAGCUUAGCCGUGGAUGAUGGGAGUUGUAGACCAACAGCAUUUGGAGACCUGACAUUGAGGGACGUUGCUGGAAGGUCACCCUGAAGUUCCCUUGAGCACAGCUCUCUUCCACUCUUAUAUCCAUUCAGUUCUGUCCAGGAGAAGCUGGUACACCCCAGUCAUGCUCCACUCCUUAUAGCGGCUGCUGAGAGGCUACUUGGACCCUUCUCCUGAAUACCCAUCUCUUCUUACCCCGUGCACUUUUGGGUCUAGUGCCUGCUUCUCCCCAUGAUAGUGGCCAACUAAGGAAGGAACAUUGGGGAAUUGAAAGGCUUGCUGUCUUUCCCCCCCAAGGUGGGGCUGGAAACUCUGGCUCCGAAGCCAAGCACCACUUGCUGCGAGGGCAGGAAGGCAACACGUGCACCAAGCUCUUGGCCCUUGUAGCUUAUUUCCGGUUCCUUUUUGUUGGCAGGGACAAGCUGCAAGACUGGAGAGAUUUCCUGCUGGUGAAGAGCAAGCGCAAUGUUACCAUAGUGUCAUAUCCUUCCAUGCUUUUCUCCGGUCCCGUUCACUUCUUUUCUCCUGGAGGACUUCUGAGCAUCCCCAACCAAAAGCAGCAGGAGGAGAGCUUCCUAGAGAAGUGA